Molecule: messenger RNA, 2811 nt
Organism: Mucor velutinosus
Lineage: Eukaryota; Fungi; Mucoromycota; Mucoromycetes; Mucorales; Mucoraceae
Exons: 7
Coding region: 1-2811 (936 amino acids)
Biological process (GO): Golgi to plasma membrane transport; exocytosis
Cellular component (GO): exocyst
Source: RefSeq, a predicted model, not a curated record
AUGAAUCGACUCGACUUGCCUGAAUACGCAGAAGAUGCUGCUAUAUUACGCUUCUAUCAUAUAGAUUCGCUUGAGCCUGAUGUGUGGGUGGAUGAUGAAGAAGGAGACGAUCAUAAGCAUUCACAUGAAAGGGAAUCAAGCAUUCAGCAGUUUCAACAUCCAGAACAGGACGAUCCUUUGAAUACAGCUUCGUUGCGUCCAUCAGAGAGCGAUAUCGACUUGCAAGUGAUUGAUGAUAGUGAUCCUCUGGGCGUGUAUUCUUCUAUUUUUCCAGAUGAUAUGUCUAGAAAUACAAACAUCACACAACUCAAAGAGAAGACAUCCAUGAUGAUUACCAACAAAAAGUUCCAACCUCGCCAGUUCUUGCUUCAGGUCCAUAAGCACACUGCAUACAACGAUUUGGUCGCUGGCGAGGAACGUCUAAGAAAAGAUGUUGACCAAAGAGCAGAGGCCCUAAAGAAUCUCGUGCACCAAAACUUUGACAGAUUCGUCAGCGCCAAAAACACUAUUGAUCAUGUGUAUGAAGAGAUGAAAUCCAAGCAACUAAAUCAGCAACAAGAUUAUGGCACUAUUGAUAUUCAAAGAUCGUUGGACGCUGCCAAUACUCGUGCUGAACAAAUCUACGGUCCUGUGGUGGAGAGACGUCAACGAGUAGAGAAGUUGAAGAGCACUUUGUACAUUCUACAGCGAUACCGAUUCCUGUUUAAUCUACCGAGCAGUCUACUGGAGUCCAUCAAGCAGACGAAAUACGAAGCUGCUAUUCGAGACUACAAAAAGGGAAAAUACCUGUAUCAAGUACUCAAAGGCGAUUUAGACUCGACAGACAGAUCCACAGGCUUAUCCGACAUGGAAAAGGACACUGGCAUCACAGACCUGCAUCGCAAAGUGUUUGACAAGGUGUGGACAGAAGUAAGCAAGAUUGUGAUUGAACUACAAAAUGUCUUGUUGAGAAUGCUGGCCGACCCUUGGCGAAGUAUGGACGAUCAAGAAAAGACCAUCAAUUUCUUGUUUGAUUUGGAUACAACAGAAGAUCCAGCUUGGUUUUAUUUGGACAGCCAAUAUCAAUGGAUCAUGGGACUGAUGAAGGAGACUUACGACACCAGUGUUCGAAAGAUCAAUCGAUUGAAAGCAGAGGACGGCGAUACAGAAGAAUCAGCCGUCAAGCGUAGUUUGGCAUUGAAGAUGGCCAUUGAGCACAUCUCGACCAAAUUGGCUGAACUCAACAUCGAAUCCUCCUCAGAGCUGCAGAUUUGGCAGGCCAUCUCUGAGCUGGUCAAAUCGCAGUCUUCCCUCUUAUUACGCUGCUUGCCUGAUUUCUGGAGACUGUCUACAGCCUUCAUUGAGGGCAAAUUUGCCAACAAGGCAGCAGCAGUGUCUUUUGCUGGUCCCAUGGGCGUUGCCAUGGACUCACCUUCCUCUCGACGAAGACGCCAUGGCAUGGACAUGGGCAAAGUGGAGCAAUGUCAGCGUAUGACACGAGACAUCAUUGGCAGAUAUGCAACACUGAUCUCCGAGUACUUUUCACUGCAUCAAAGACAACUGCAAACCAAGCAAACCAUGGACGGCGACAAAUACGUGAUGCCCUCCUUUGUGCCCAUCAAUGCCAACUCCAUUUACACUUGCGAGUACCUGACACUGAUUAUUGGUGACUUAGCAAACUGCGUCAACAAUAUCAAUACCAUCAAUUUAGCAGGUGAAGCGUUCUCGGGGCUAACAGAUCUCAUGGAAAAAGCCAGAUCCAAGUUCAUUGAUGUGCUCUGCAAGUGCUGGGAAAGAGAUGCAAAGACGUUUUUCAUGCUGGAGGAAUGGAUCCUGGACCCUCAAAACCCUCAAUUCACCACCCUGUUGAAGCGUUACUAUGACUACCACAAGUUUUGUGCCAGAACAGCGCACAAGAUCUGCAGUCUGGCUGCUGUCAAUGCCGAUAUCAACGAGCCUCAAGAGCGCAUCAUACCACCCAGUUAUAUCGAGAAAGUGCGAGGAUCCUUUUUGGAGUCGACAUAUACCUUUUUGGACGGAUUGGUCCAACUGGCAUUUAUGGAUUACACACCACUGAAUGAAAAGGACGAGUUGCUGCUGGCCAAGAAGAGAGAAAAGAUUGAUGUGCAUUCGAUGGAUGUGCGCAUCUUGCUGACAGUCAGUAAUCUAGACCACAUGCGAUGCAAUGUCAUGCGAAAGUUGAUUGAUUUGUUUGAGGAUGCUUACCAUGUCAAGAUGGAGGAAGAUUUGCGCACCCUGAUUGACGUGGUGGAUCAGCUGGAUGAAAUCUUGUUUGGCGACUACAUUAAACGUAAAUCCCAAAUGAUUCGAGACAUUAUUCGACAAGGUAUCCUUAUGAGUGGUAUUGACUGGUCCAGUAUUCCCAAGCCGCAAGAAGUGCACCCAUUUGUCUAUGAAGCUCUGAUUACCUUGGUCAUGGUGCACUCACAAAUCAGCAGUGUCACUAAGCAAUUGGUGUCUCGCGCACUCUCCAGGCUCCUGGAGGCCAUGGCCAAUGACUGUUUGGAUAGCUUUAGACAAGUAGAACGCUUUGGCAUGGGAGGUAUGCUUCAAGCGACACUGGAAAUUGAAUUCAUGCAUCAGACACUAUCACAAUACGUCACACCUGCUGCAUCAGAUACCCUUCAAUCCAUUUAUCAAACCAUCGAACAAGCAUAUGAUCCUCAGCAACAACAAUCCAGCAACCUGCAGUCCGAAUUGAGUCAUGUCAAGGAAUUGCUGGUGUUCAGUCGAAAAAGCACUGUGGUUCAAUUCUUGUGUUUCAAGCAGAACAAGGAUCGCAGCAAAAAAUCCACUGCUUCAGCUAAAUAG